AUGUCUUCGCCUGCUUCCACCGUCUACGUCAUUUCUGGCGCUACGCGCGGCAUCGGCUUCGCCCUCACUUCCCUCCUCGCCCAGCGCGACGACGUCCUCAUCUUUGCCGGCGCCCGCGACCCGGCAAACGCCCUUCCGCUUCAGGAGCUCGCCAAGAAGACGGGCAAGGUUGUCCCGGUCAAGCUGGAGGCGGCGAACGAGCAGGACGCUGCUGCCCUCGCCGAGCUCGUUCAGGAAAAGGCUGGCAAGGUCGACGUCCUGAUCAACAACGCCGGUAUCGCUGAAGACUUCAACAAGCCCGUCCUCGCCACGCUCCCGGCCUCUUUCACGAAACAAUUCACCGUCAACGCUCUCGGUGCACUCGUCCUCUUCCAGCACCUCUACCCUCUCCUCACCAAGUCCGCCUCUCCUCGCUUUUUCGCGAUCACCUCCGGCGCCGGCUCCACCGGCUCAGUCGCACUCACGCCCUUGAGUCUCGCUGCGUACGGCUCGUCAAAGGCCGCUCUCAAUCACCUCGUCGCCCACAUCGCCCGCGAGCACGGCGAGAAGGACAACCUCCUCGCCACGCUCGUCCACCCAGGCGCCGUCUCGACAGAGACAGCCAAGACGACCCUGGAGGCGGCAGGUAUCCCUCUCGACCCUCAGCUCCUCAAUAUGACGAUCCUCACGCCCGACGAGAGUGCCAGCGCGCUCGUCAAGCUCUUCGACGAGGCCAAGCGCGAGACGCACGGCGGCAAGUUUCUCUCCUACAACGGAACGGAGAUCCCUUGGUAG
This is a messenger RNA of Rhodotorula toruloides NP11, 774 nucleotides long. RefSeq names its product protein of short-chain dehydrogenase/reductase SDR family. The record is from RefSeq and is a predicted model, not a curated record. NCBI's taxonomy places the organism in Eukaryota, Fungi, Basidiomycota, Microbotryomycetes, Sporidiobolales, Sporidiobolaceae. The coding region runs from base 1 to 774 and encodes 257 amino acids. The transcript is spliced from 2 exons.